Messenger RNA from Perca flavescens (yellow perch), 1020 nucleotides. RefSeq names its product nuclear receptor subfamily 0, group B, member 2b (gene nr0b2b). The transcript is spliced from 2 exons. Gene Ontology annotation, cellular component: cytoplasm; nucleus. Gene Ontology annotation, biological process: circadian rhythm; negative regulation of transcription by RNA polymerase II. NCBI's taxonomy places the organism in Eukaryota, Metazoa, Chordata, Actinopteri, Perciformes, Percidae. Gene Ontology annotation, molecular function: transcription factor binding; transcription corepressor activity. The record is from RefSeq and is a predicted model, not a curated record. Bases 235 to 1020 code for a protein of 261 amino acids.
CCAAGACCCAUCUGCAUGGCAAGUCCAGCGUCCCUGUUCUUUCCUUUAAUGCAGGGUCUUUAAAAGGAGGGCCAAGACUGACUUUGUACAGUAGAUGGCAGGUGACAUCCUGGAUAAAUACUGCGAGGACUGGAGCUUGUGGAGUUCACUGGAGUGACGCUGUUCAUUAUUUCUGGAGCUUACUGGCCUGUUUUUUGUCUUUGCUGGAGCAUUUUUGCGGAUUACUUUUUCAUAAUGUUUCCCCUGGAAGAGAUUGCAAACAGGACGUGCUCUGGUUACCGGACUCAGCAUCCUCACGCUAUCCUUUAUAACAUCUUGAGCGGGAGGGAGAUUGGCUACCUCGACAACAAACUGAAGGGUAACGCCACGGCACACAACUGCCACUGUGGGCAGAGGAGGACAGUUUGCCUCAAGGACCCAAAGGCCACCGGCCAAGUGGCCUCCGGCGUGCUGGAGAAAACCGUCUGCUUCGUGAGAAGUUUACCAUCGUUCGGUCAGCUUCCAUCGCAAGACCAGUCGUUGUUGUUGAUACACUGCUGGGUUCCUUUACUGGUCCUGGGUCUUGCACAAGAAAAGAUAGUGUUUGAAGUGACCGACGUGCCAAAUUCAAGCAUCCUCAGACAGAUUCUGCUUGGACCAGGACUCACUGGAAAGGAGGCUGAUCAACCAACUCUGGCUGGAGUCCACAAGUUAAGAUCUUGCUUGCAUCAGCUGUGGAAUCUGGAUCUCAGUCCAAAGGAAUAUGCUUACCUGAAGGGUGCUUGGUUGUUCAACCCAGCUGUGCAAGGACUGAGCGCCUCGCUGUCCGUCGAAGGCCUCCAACAGGAAGCUCAGAGAGCUCUCCGAGAAGCCGUCCACCUCCUGCACCCAGAGGACCCCGCUCGCCUCAGCCACGUCCUUCUAGCAGCUUCCAGCAUCCAGGCAGUCAGCCACGGCAUGGUCACAGAGCUCUUCUUCAAGCCAGUUAUUGGCAACACCAAUAUGUUACAUUUAUUAACAGACAUGUUGUUUGUGCAAUGA